AUGACACCUUUAAAAGUAGCGAUCAUUGGUGCAAACGGUAGGAUUGGUAGAUUGUUGGUGGACUCGUUGAAGAAAGACACUGCUCAAUUUGCUACACCCUUAGCUCUAGUGAGAAACAAAGAGCAACAGCAGCGGUUUAUUGAAGAGGUCGGCAUCAAUGCCUCUCUCACUUCUAUCGAGUUUUCCUCCGUAGCCGAGAUUGCAUCUGCGAUCAAAGGCUACAAUGCGGUUGUGUUCUGUGCCGGUGCCGGUGGGAAGGGAAUGGAGCGGAUCUUCACCGUGGACUUGGAUGGCUGUGCCAAGACGCUGGAGGCUUGUGAACAGGUUGGGAUUUCCAGAUUCAUUGUCGUCUCUGCGAUCAAAGCUGAGGACAGAUCGUUUUGGUGGGACUGGACGGGGCUACGUGAAUACUACAUCGCAAAGAGAGCUGCUGACCAUGACGUGAGGAACUCCAAAUUGGAUUACACAAUUGUUCAGCCAGGUUCUUUGGCAGAUGAUGCCUCCACAGGGAAAUUGGCAUCAGUUCAAGAGAUCGACUUGAAAUUGGCCGCUGGUGAAAUAACUUGUAACAGGGCUGACGUUGCCCUGUUUAUAAAGGAAGCUUUGCUCCACCCAAAGGAAACCAAUAGAAAGACCGUACCUUUGUUGAAUGGUGACAUCCCAGUGGAACAAUUUAUAAAGUCAUUAUAA
Messenger RNA from Huiozyma naganishii CBS 8797, 690 nucleotides. RefSeq lists its product as uncharacterized. The transcript has a single exon. The record is from RefSeq and is a predicted model, not a curated record. The coding region runs from base 1 to 690 and encodes 229 amino acids. Lineage: Eukaryota; Fungi; Ascomycota; Saccharomycetes; Saccharomycetales; Saccharomycetaceae.